Colletotrichum aenigma is the source of this 831-nucleotide messenger RNA. RefSeq names its product Nuclease S1 (gene nucS-1). The transcript is spliced from 2 exons. Gene Ontology annotation, molecular function: nucleic acid binding; endonuclease activity. The record is from RefSeq and is a predicted model, not a curated record. Lineage: Eukaryota; Fungi; Ascomycota; Sordariomycetes; Glomerellales; Glomerellaceae. Gene Ontology annotation, biological process: DNA catabolic process. The coding region runs from base 1 to 831 and encodes 276 amino acids.
AUGGCCCGUCUCCUCCCGCUCGCCGUCUUGGCGUCCCCCCUCCUCCCCGGUGCCAUGGCCUGGGGCUCCAUGGGCCACGCCGCGGUCGCCUACAUCGCCACCAACUUCGUCGCCCCCGAGACCAAGUCCUACAUGCAGCAGCUCCUCGGCGACACCUCCGACGACUACCUCGCCUCCGUCUCCAGCUGGGCCGACUCCUACCGCUACACCACCGAGGGCGCCUUCACCUCCACCUUCCACUACAUCGACGCCCUCGACGACCCCCCGGCCUCCUGCGGCGUCGACUUCGACCGCGACUGCGGCCCCACCGGCUGCAUCGUCUCCGCGCUCGCCAACUACACCACGCGCAUGCUGACCCCCUCCCUCUCCCUGGAGCAGCGCCAGAUCGCCGCCAAGAUGGUCAUCCACUUCACCGGCGACAUCGGCCAGCCGCUGCACUGCGAGAACCUCGAGCUCGGCGGCAACGGCAUCGCCGUCGAGUUCGCCGGCGCCAGCACGAACCUGCACGCCGCGUGGGACACCAACAUCCCGCAGAGCAUCUCCGGCGGCAGCGGGCUCGCCGUCGCCAAGACGUGGGCCGCGAACCUGAGCACCGAGAUCAGCUCCGGCGACUUCAAGAGCGCGGCAAAGUGCUGGACGCAGGGGUUGAGCCUGGCGGACCCGCAGGACAUGGCGCUGCAGUGGGCGACGGAGAGCAAUGCGUUCGUGUGCACUGUGGUCCUGCCCGAGGGCCGCGCCGGGGUGGAGGGGCUGGAUAUUAGUGGUGCGUAUACGACGAGCGCGCAGCCUACUGUGAGCAUGCAGAUUGCGAAGCAGGGGUAUAGUUUCUAG